Stylonychia lemnae is the source of this 2394-nucleotide messenger RNA. NCBI's taxonomy places the organism in Eukaryota, Ciliophora, Spirotrichea, Sporadotrichida, Oxytrichidae. The record is from the annotation of a GenBank genome assembly.
AUGGAAAAAUUAGUUGCAAUGAAAAUUAGAAAGCCUGAAUAUAGAUAUAGAAAAGAUAUUUGCAUUAAAAAGGGAGGCUAUGCUACUUAACAAGAUCUGGCUCAAGUAUUAACUCACAGUUAAAGCAAGGAUCCUAAAUAAGACCCUGGUUAAGCUAUAUAAGGAAUUGAACUAGAGCUCUUAAGAAUACUAAGAGAGAUCUGCACAUUUUCUCUAAGGCAUCCCAAUAUAACAGAGGUGAAAGAAUCUUAUCUGACAAAUAAUAACAAGUUUGUCAUUAUACAGGAGCUAGCUGAUUAUGAUUUAACAGGAUAUAUCGAAAAAUAAGGACUUCCAAAUGAAUAGAAGGUCAUUCAAAUUCUGUUGCAAGUUCUAAAUGGAUUGGAUUACAUACAUAAUCACGAUAUCAUACACAGAGAUAUUUCCCCUGAAAAUAUUCUAGUUUUCAAAGAUAAUACAUUUAAGAUCUGUGACUUUGGUUUAGCGUCCUUUGGUCAAGUAACAUUCGCUUCAGCAGGGAAAAUUAACUAUAUGGCGCCAGAAGCUUAUAGAGGAGAUCUAUCAAGUGAUAAGAUGUGCGAUAUUUGGUCUUUAGGGGUAAUGCUGCUCUACUUAUGUACAGGUUAAUCGACUUACGGGAACUAAGUUGUCAGAAAUUUCGUAGAGAGUCAUCAAAAAGAUAAUUAGAAGUUAGUCUUGCCUGAAUAGUAUAGAUAAUUACAAGAUUUACUAAAUAGAAUGGUUAGCUAUAAGCCUGAAAACAGACUAUCAAUAAGGCAAAUAAAAGAAAUACUUUACUCAAUGAUUGAUGAUGUGCCCCAAUAACUAAUUUAAGCCUAGAAAAUUAUGGCAUACGAACUAGAAAUAAAGCUAUAAGAGCUUUAAACAUAUUAAAUAAGACUUAAUACUUUCCUUGAAGAUAAUCAAAUUCAUAACUUGAAUAGAAUGAUUGAAACCAUCUAAUGUAGCUGCAAUCAACUACAAAUUGAUAUGAAAGAAUUUUCAAAUCUGUUAAAGGGAAAGCCAGCCAAUCAAGAUUUGUAGAUGUAAAUUUAAAAUAGAUUUUAAGGAGAUCUAGAAAUUGGUAAAGCUAAUAAUCCCCAGCAACAAAGAAGAAAUCAAUUAGUUUAUGGUGAUCCAGAGGAUAUAUAAGAGGAGAAAAAAGAAUAUGUUCCAUUUCCUUAUGGCGAAAGAGAAGACUAAAUCUCAAAUAUGAUUUAACAGGUAGAAGAGGAAAAAUUCAGUGACUUGUUUCCUUAUAAACCUCGAGAUCAAGAAUAAAUUCAUAGCCAAAUCUAAGCAAAGAUAGAGGAGGAGCAUAGGAUUAAUAAAUUUAACAAUCACGAUUUCGAAUUUAAAAUUCUAAAUGCAACCAGAUAAGAAUUACCAUCACCAUUCUUUAUUGUUUUUCUGGAUCAAAACAAUCUAUAUGUCUCACUUUUAGAUGGAACCUAGUAAGUGUUAGAUAAAAAUCUUAAAUUUAUGCUGAAUCAAGUAUAAUAGCAGAAUUAUUUACUGCAGCCAGAAUUAGUUAAAUGCCCUUCUUUCUACCACAUGCAAAAAGGGAAAAUAUAUUCAUCAAUCUUCGAAAAAUCAGGAUUUUAUAGCAAAGUACCAGUCAUGAUAGAGAAGUAUCAAAGGCAAAUAACAAAGACUUUUUAAAUUUAAGGAAUGAUAAAUAAGAUGAUGAGGUUUACCAAUGAUAUUAUUAUUACAGCAUAAGAGAAUGGCUCUAUUGAGCUUAUAUGGGUUGUAAAGAAUAACUAAAUUUCAUAAUAGUUUAAACUUCAAAACGUUGGGGACAUCAAUGAUAUCUGUAAAUCUGGUACUAAAAAUGAUCUUUUAUAUGCUUUUGCUACUGAUAAAGGUGUUUAUAUAGGUGAAUUUCUCUAAGUAGCUUCUUCAGACAAAGUGCAGUAUCAAUUUAAGUUGGUUAAAAAUAAAGAAUUUGAGUUAGACUUAAUCUGCUCUACUUUGAUCCAGAUUAAGUAAAACUAAUUGGCAGGAACCUUCUCCAAAUCGAAAGGAGAUAUUUAAUCAGAUAUCAUUGUAAUUGACACAGAUAAAAAGGUUAGACUACUCUAGAUUAGCUUAAUUGGAAUGAGUGCUAUUUUUAGAGUUCCUGAUUACAAUUAUCAAAGCUCACCUUAUGGCUUUAUAAAAGAUCAUUAGUACUUAUAUCUUAUUGAACUAAACAACUUAAAACUUCACAAGGUUGCUGAAUCCAUAUUUAAAACUAGACCUAAUCACUAAUCCUUGUAUAUAUUUGAAGAAUUCAAUUAAGCCAGUAUAAGAGAUGCGAAAAAAUAUAGGAUUUUUGAUUUGGAAUAUUAACCUGGUCAUGCACAAGGGAAUUCCGAAAUUAGGGAAAUUGAAAUCUAGAUGCCAUUGUGA